UUGCAAAAAUGACCAAGACAUGUUUGCUUUGUGGUCAUCAAUUGUUUGGUAACAAUUUUGAUUCUCUAAUGUGUGAAACAUGCAAAUCGUUUUUUAUGAGUAAUGCAUUCAAUGAAAAGGAUUGGAUUCAUUUAAAUAGACUAAAAUCUGAUCAACAAUUUAGAGAAGAGAUUAACGAAAGAAAAAGAAAAUACAGUAAAAUAACAGAUAAGAAGUCAUUACCAAAUUGGGACUAUUGUGACACAAAUUGCAACUUAUUUAACAUUUAUGAUACAAUCAAUAAUAUUGAUAUUAUCAAUGAAGUUAAUACACAGAUACAAAAAAUUGAUAACAGUAUCGAAGUCAACGAUAUUAUUGAUAUAUCAGAUGACAUAUCGGAAAUGACUUACAAAAAAGUUGCCGAAUUAGACAAUACUCCCAUACCUAUAGCCCGACCUAUAGUUAGUCAGCAGUUGAUAUUCAAUGAACUCGAGGCCAACAAAUUGUGUGAACUGUUUAGUGCCACAAACUUUUUCUCGGAAUCGGAAAAUCGGUUCACUUCGGGGACAACAAAUUACAGUGAUAUGCAUCGUAUUAUGUGCUCUAAGUUUGAUCAACAGGUGCUUCAAAUUGUAAGGAUGUCCACAACGUUGACAUCAUUUAACGGUAUUUGUGAAAAUGAUAAGAUAUGUCUCAUUAAAUACGGUUCACUCGAACUGUUUUGUAUGCGUGCCGUUCCCUUCUAUGAUUAUAUUACCGAUCAUUGGACUUAUGCUAUGGACAAUAAUAAUGCAUUAAUACUAAGUCUUGAAGUAAUGCAUGAAUUUCCGCACAAUUUGUAUGCAUAUUAUAAACAGUUUUUAAACAAAAUAUGUAAAGAAUGGGAAUAUGAUUCUGUUAUUUUAGAUUUGUUGACAGCAAUAGUGCUUUUCAAUCCGGAUCGACCUUAUUUGCUAUAUAAAGAUAUUGUCAAAUUACAACAACAUAUUUAUAUGCAUCUAUUACAACGAUAUUUAUUUGUUAGAUAUAAAUCAAUUAAUAAAAUGAGAAAUAAAUUUUUAAAAUUAUUGAACGCUUUGAUGGAUUUGAAUGUAUUGGGAACGGCGUAUAGCAAAAUAUGUAUUGAAAAUACUAACAAACAUUUGGAGCUCAUGGGUGUGAUGUUUGACCAAAAAGAUAAUAUUACAAAUAAAAAAAAUUUUAAAUGUUAAU
Messenger RNA from Oppia nitens, 1191 nucleotides. Its product is annotated as nuclear hormone receptor HR96-like. Bases 9 to 1190 code for a protein of 393 amino acids. Gene Ontology annotation, biological process: positive regulation of transcription by RNA polymerase II; negative regulation of transcription by RNA polymerase II; cell differentiation. The record is from RefSeq and is a predicted model, not a curated record. Gene Ontology annotation, molecular function: RNA polymerase II cis-regulatory region sequence-specific DNA binding; nuclear receptor activity. NCBI's taxonomy places the organism in Eukaryota, Metazoa, Arthropoda, Arachnida, Sarcoptiformes, Oppiidae. The transcript is spliced from 6 exons.